UAUGACGAACUGCAUAAUUGUAUAUUUAUAUGUUUUUUACUGACGUAUUACAUUGUUACCUCUUGGUAAAUUAAUGUGACAACAUAUUUCUUUGCAUUUGGAAUACGGGAAUAGAAAAGAGGACGUUUUUUUCGCAGAGACAAUUAUCUCAACGAGGUGAAAGAUGUCCUGCAGAUAUUCCGCCAAAGUGCCUCCGGGCUUGAUGACUCUUUUGGAAGGCCUCAGUCGGUCCGUGGUGAAAAGACGGCCAGAAUCCAUCUCACAGUUUGCUACAUUUUACUUCGCCGAACUCUUGCACUUCAGGACAGAAAAUCCAACUCUUGCCAUCAACGACCUUGUGAGAGAAUUCAAUACAACUAAAGUGCCUAAGUUCCCAAGUCAUGGCAUUGGAGCUGUGAUUGCUCCGCUGGCAGUUCAGAAUGAAAGUGCCACAGCAGUGUCUCCUGGUGGUCAAUAUGUCCAACCAUUUGGAAUUUACCCUCCAGACAGGAUUUUCCAAACUCUUCCCAGUAUUCCAGGAGUGGAGGAGCAGGAUGCUGAGCAGCCCUGGGUCCACGGCCAGAACAUUCUGUACACUGGCACAACGUUGCCUCGUCUAUCAGGUUGCAAAGAAGCUGCAGAAGCAACCUCCCUGCCAAGCCAAUACCUCAAUGACUCUGGCCUCCAGAGAAGUAUGCAGGCAGUUACCACUAAUGUGUCCCCUCACCCCAUCUCAGCAGAUCAAGCCGAAGAUUUAGUCGUCUUCCGCAGGAAAUCCAGGAAUGACUGCAUGGCGGCUACCUGUGAUAUCAACUCUGCUGCCCCAGACCGGUGCCGGCAAACCAAGUCAGCUUUCCCCGAGAGGGUUCCACUGAGUGAGAUCUAUCACAUAUCCAAUGCUGUUCUGAUCAGGGCACCUUCUGUACCCUGUGAGUACAUGAUUGUAGUGCAGUCAGACAAGGUCCUGAAGACCAUGGUGUUUCAGAGAGUCUCAUCAGUCAGUAAGACAAUGAGGAACACUCGAACAGCAGCAGCUUGUGGUGAUGAUGCCACUGGUGCCCCAGGUAACACCCAGCCUGACUGCACACCAUGUUUCACCCCGCCUACAGCCCCAUCGCAGGUGGUCAAAGAUCAGCCAGACACCCAAUUGGUCAUGCCCCUAGCGCUGACUGAGGACACUCAGCUUUCUGGUGAUGGAAAUAAGGAUCUCCUAACCCAACCUGGUUGGAAUCCUCUUUCACCUGGAGAUAAUUCUGUUUACAAGCACAUGGACAUAAAUAUAGCAUUACCUGAUCCGAAUGCCUACAACCCAUACAUCAAUGAAAUGAUAGUGGAUCAAAUGAACUGGGUGAAUGAAGAUGUUUCAACCAUGGUGUCAGAUGAUAUAAUAGCCCCUGGUAUUAUGGGUCCUGUCAACUCAGCACUUCAGGAUGGAUGUUUCCCCAGUGCAGUACCUGAUGUGAACGGGUACAACCCCUACAUGAAUGAGAUGAUACUGGAUCAAAUUAAUGGGGUGAACUUUGGUGUUUUAUCCAAGGUGUCAGAUGAGAUGACAGGCGUCAAUGUAAUGGGCCCACCCAUCUCAGCACCACUGGACACAAAGGAUACAAGUGUGGUGAACAUUCCUGUGUGUCAACCUAUUUUAGCUCCACAAGAAGCAAGUGCCCCCAGUUUGGUGUACCCUCCAACUUCAGCACAAGAAACAUGUGCCCCCAGUUUGGUGUACCCUCUAACUUCAGCACAAGAAACAUGUGCCCCCAGUUUGGUGUACCCUCCAACUUCAUCACAAGAAACAUGUGCCCCCAGUUUGGUGUACCCUCCAACUUCAGCACAAGAAACAUGUGCCCCCAGUUUGGUGUACCCUCCAACUUCAUCACAAGAAACAUGUGCCCCCAGUUUGGUGUACCCUCCAACUUCAGCACAAAAAACAUGUGCCCCCAGUUUGGUGUACCCUCCAACUUCAGCACAAGAAACAUGUGCCCCCAGCUUGGUGUAUCCUCCAACACCACAGGUAACAGUUGGUGCCACCUUCAUGUCACCAAGUGUUUCACCAGCAGGAGAAAUAAGUGUUCCUAGUUUGGUGUACCCUCCAAUUUCAGCUGGACAGGGGGGUAAUAUACCCAGUUUGGUGCUCCCGCCUAUUUAUAUUGCUCAACCAAUUGGAGCACUCCCAUUGCUUAGCACUCCUAUUGUGCCACCUGUGGCGGGACCAAGGGCAGUCACUUUACCAAACCCAUAUGUACCAGCUCCACAAAACACAACAGCCACUCUGCUUUAUCCAUCAAUCUUGGCUCAGGAGGAAACAAUACCCCCUUCAUUGCCAGUCCCCCAGGCCAUUGUUGCCCACCUGCAUCAGUGCACUGGUCGGAAUGCAGAAGCAUUCCAUGUGAAUGAGGAGAACAGAAGAACACCCUAUGUGAUUCCAUUGGUCUACCAAAGCAUUAUGGGAGUGCCACAGAUGUAUGUUCAACCACAACAACAUCAGUUUAUUCCCAGCUGGUCCAGAGAAGCGCAUUCACAAAGGCUAUGUGACCCAGCGCCUACUGGGGCCAUGCCAGAGUGCCAGUAUGUUACACCUGAAGCAUGUGGUAGGAGCUGGAGAUGCAUUGAGACUAUGGCUGGGAUGCCAACAGUUGUGGCUUUCCCAGGAGGAUCUAGGAUUGUGAUUGGCUGUGGGCAAGAGCAAGGCUACAACCCUGACCAGGCCAACUUGCCAAUGUGCCAGGACUUUGGGCCCUGUUUCAGGACCCAUCACAUAUUUAUGGGUGGUGCCAGCUCAUUUCAAACCCUCUGCCCAAUGAGCGGUGCCUACAUGCCAGUUAUGCCUACUGCCCCUACCUUCGAACCCACAGACCAUCGCUGCUGCCAGGCUGCCCCUGAUGUGACUCCUCCACAUUAUGUAGUGAUCAACAGCCCAACUCACAAUGUUGCCUCUUACCCUACACCAUCACCCAUGCAGCCCCAGGGCUUUGCCUCUGCUCCUGUCCACAUGUAUGGUCCCCGCAGUGAAACUGAGAAUGCAGUGUCAUCCACCUUCAAUGUGAGGACCCAUGCAGGCCACCAGCAAGGGAGAGCAGAACACUGCAGAGAGACCAGCAACAUGCUAACAGGUGAAAAUCCAUAUGUGCAGAAUUAUUCUGGUAUAUGACAAUUAUUUAUAUUUUUUUGGGGGGUUAGAUCAGCAUUAAUAUUGUGGAUAGAUGUAAUUGUGUGCAUCAAUUCCAGUCCCCCAUAUAUAUGUUUUGUAAAUAUUCAGUACCAGUCAAAAACUUGGACACACCUACUCAUUCCAGGGUUUCUUUAUUUUUACUAUUUUCUACAUUGUAUAAUAAUAGUGAAGACAUCAAAACUAUGAAAUAACACAUUUGGAAUCAUGUAGUAACCAAAAAAAGUGUUAAACAAAUUAAAAUAUUUUUUAUGUUGGCGAUUCUUCAAAGUAGCCUCCCUUUGCCUUGAUGACAGCUUUGCACAUUAUUGUGCUGUUUUAAGAAGCAAAAAAGUAUCUGGAACAGUUGAGUAUCUGGAACAUCAGAAUUUGUGGGUUCGAUUACAGGCUCAAAAUGGCCAGUAACAAAUAACUUUCUUCUGAAACUCGUCAGUCUUUGCUUGUUCUGCGAAAUUAAGGCUAUUCCAUGUGAGAAAUUGCCAAGAAACUGAAGAUCUCGUACAAUGCUAUGUACUACUCCCUUCACAGAACGGUUAGGACAUCUACUUUGUGCAUGACACAAGUAAUUUUUCCAACAAUUGUUUACAGAUAGAUUAUUUCAUUAUUCACUGUAUCACAAUUUCAGUGGGUCAGAAGUUUACUUACACUAAGUUGACUGUGCCUUUUAAAAGCUUGGAAAAUUCCUGAAAAUUAUUUCUGCCCUCUGAAUUCAUAUUCAUUAUAUAAAUAGACCUGUUUAAUUUUGUCUGGCUUGCCGUUCCAAAUCAAAUUGAAUAUUUUUUUUUCUCAUAUAAUAAAAAAAAAAACAAGUUGAUAGGUGUAGGCAAGGCCAUAAGCAAAUAGGUAAACUGGGAUAUGACUAAAGAGUUAAUGAAGGGGAUUUUUCACAAUUAGACAGGUAUUUUCCUUUCAAUGGUAGCAAGAUCUUAUCUGCUUUUGAUAACUUUCUAUAAAAAUGUAUUGUAGUGAGAACAUUUCCUUUGGGAUAUGAAUGGCAAGUAUGUCCACUUCCCCGUCAGACCAUUUUAUUGGUCAACUCCAAGGUAUUGUAAAAGUUGUAUUUUUAGUGAUCAAUAUGUAAUAUAGUACACUUAUCAUAAUUUGGUUGUUGUUCUAUCCAGAGCGGUUAGAACAAUUAUCUAGAUCCUCAAUGAGGUAUAUGACAAUGUUAUUGCUCUGUAAUUACUUAUGUGUCUUGAAAUAAGUGUUGACAGACUGUAAUUUUGGCUCUAAUUUAUUCAGCAAAACUCUGUCUAAAUUCCAGGUUAACGACAGCACGCCGGCAGGAAUGAACAACUUCUUUCAAUUGUUCCUGAAAACUGUCAACAUUCCUUAAUAAAUCCUGAAAAAUUCUGUUGCUAUGUCAUGAUCUACAGUUACACCCAAAGUAUAGCUGCGGGAAGUAGUUUGGGAUAUAUUUCCAUUGUGUUAUUGACUGUAUGUUUGUUUAUUCCAUGUGUAACUCUGUGUUGUUAUUUGUGUCGCACUGCUUUGCUGUAUCGUGGCCAGGUCGCAGUUGUAAAUGAG
Oncorhynchus keta (chum salmon) is the source of this 4672-nucleotide messenger RNA. RefSeq lists its product as uncharacterized. Gene Ontology annotation, biological process: sperm capacitation. The record is from RefSeq and is a predicted model, not a curated record. The coding region runs from base 164 to 3127 and encodes 987 amino acids. Gene Ontology annotation, molecular function: calcium ion binding. Gene Ontology annotation, cellular component: cytoplasm; sperm fibrous sheath. NCBI's taxonomy places the organism in Eukaryota, Metazoa, Chordata, Actinopteri, Salmoniformes, Salmonidae. The transcript has 5 exons.